AUGAUCCCUCUCUCGGUGACAGCAAGCGAAAGCGGGACCGAUAGUAACAGUAGCCCCAAACCAAUCGUCACAACCCCUACUUCGACAACUUUGCCUUUUAUGCCUUCGCCAUCUCUUUCUGACUAUGGUCUUCCCUCGGCCGCUGUCCUGAACCCCAUUUCCAUGUUCAACAAUACUGCUCAACAGCAACAGCAGCAACAACAGCAACAACAGCAACAACAACAGCAACAGCAGAUACUUCAAUUGCAGCAACUCCAACAGCUUCAGCAACUUCAACAGAGCCAGCAACUUCAGCUUCUCCAACAGUACCAGCAGCUCCAGAAUGCUGGAGUCACCUUGGAUGCCAAUGCCGCUCUCUCAGCCCUCAACAACCUUACAUCGACAAACAACCCUCCAACUUCUGCUGCCUCUGUGGUAUUACAACCAGGUUCUCAGACUGUGAGCACUAUUGCUCGACCAGCGAACACUACUACCACCACUACAAAGGCCAAGGGGCGUAGCGGAGCAGUAGCAACAACAGGAGAUGCGGCCUUGAACUCAACCUCACAGUCACUGCAACCCCUCACCCGGGCGACGAACAACAGUGCCCGGGGGAACGUCACCAACUUUUUGUCCAAACUCUACAAGUAA
Molecule: messenger RNA, 630 nt
Organism: Linnemannia hyalina
Lineage: Eukaryota; Fungi; Mortierellomycota; Mortierellomycetes; Mortierellales; Mortierellaceae
Source: the annotation of a GenBank genome assembly